Molecule: messenger RNA, 1206 nt
Organism: Alnus glutinosa
Lineage: Eukaryota; Viridiplantae; Streptophyta; Magnoliopsida; Fagales; Betulaceae
Exons: 11
Coding region: 153-926 (257 amino acids)
Biological process (GO): cytoplasmic translation
Molecular function (GO): protein binding
Source: RefSeq, a predicted model, not a curated record
UUUGGCAUACAGAAAUAAACCCACAUUAAACUAGAGCGUAGUGAUAGACGAUAGUUGGCGGUGGCCGUCGUUGGAAGAAGAGAAAGCACUCUCAGUUCGAGAAUCAGAAGCCAGAAAGCCAGAAAGAACUAUCGAGAGCUAUUUUCACAACCAUGACUGACUAUGCUCAGGAGCAGGAGAUGGAAAUCGAGGCAUUGGAAGCAAUACUUAUGGAUGAUUUCAAAGAAAUUCACUCUGGUGAGAGUGGUUUGGGUACUUCCAAUCGGUGCUUCCAAAUAAAACUAUCCCCACAGGACGAUGAAACAGAUGAAUUGUCCACUCCAGCUUCUGUUGCAGUUCAGCUGGCUUUGAUUUUCUCGCACACAGAAAAGUAUCCAGAUGAACCUCCACUUUUAAAUGUGAAAAGUUUACGAGGAAUACACAUAGAAGAUCUUAGAAUUCUGAAAGAAAAGCUUCAUCAAGAGGCGUCUGAAAUUCUUGGUAUGGCUAUGAUUUACACACUAGUUACAUCAGCUCAAGAGUGGCUUUCUGAACGAUUUGGUCAAGAUGCUAAUAUUGAGAAUGACGAAGCAGAAGUGGCAGCAAAAGAUGAUAUAGUCAUUCCACAUGGAGAACCUGUUACUAUUGAUACUUUUUUGGUGUGGAGAGAGAGGUUUGAAGCAGAGUUGGCACUAGAACGAGCCAAGCUAAUGCCCGAGUCGGCACUUACAGCACCAAAGGAAAAGAGGGUCUCAGGAAGACAGUGGUUUGAAAGUGGAAGAGCUUCUGCAAAAGGUGCAGCUCCAGUUACUGAAGGAUCUGAUGAGGAAAUUGAGGAAGAUAUUGAUGUUGAUGAUGAUGAUUUUGAAGAUGACGAAGAAGAUAUGCUGGAGCACUACCUGGCGGAGAAAUCUGACUCAUCCACUCAUUCUGAAAGGAGAGCUUAAAGAGCAUAUGGGGCAGUAUUUGGCAUGGAUCAAUUUCUGUUAUUAUUUUUGUCAUUUGAAUUUUUGCCUUGUUUAUGUCUUGAGGGGGAGAAGUAGGAAAACAUAGUUUUAGCGAUUAUGAUUAUCUUUAGUAAAGUGGUGAGAUUGUGAGAAGGAGUGAAUUCAAAGAAAUAGGUUUUGUAAUUUUAAAACUUUGUACUCCUUAAAUGAAGCCCCAAAUGGGCGGGUGAUAUAUCCAUGGAAAUAUCUAUAUGCUACCAUGCACUUCCUUCUUUCUGAA